AUGGCCAGAACCAAGCAAACAGCAAGAAAAUCCACUGGUGGUAAAGCCCCAAGAAAACAACUAGCCUCCAAGGCCGCCAGAAAAUCGGCUCCAUCCACCGGUGGUGUCAAGAAGCCUCACAGAUACAAGCCAGGUACCGUUGCCCUAAGAGAAAUCAGAAGAUUCCAAAAAUCCACCGAACUUUUGAUCAGAAAACUGCCCUUCCAAAGACUGGUUCGUGAAAUCGCUCAGGAUUUCAAGACAGACUUGAGAUUCCAAUCGUCCGCCAUCGGUGCCCUUCAGGAAUCCGUCGAAGCCUACUUGGUUUCCCUUUUCGAAGAUACCAAUUUGGCUGCUAUCCACGCCAAACGUGUCACUAUCCAGAAGAAAGACAUCAAAUUGGCCAGAAGAUUGAGAGGCGAAAGAUCUUAG
This is a messenger RNA of Lachancea lanzarotensis, 411 nucleotides long. It is a transcript of the gene HHT2, whose product is annotated as LALA0S03e01178g1_1. Gene Ontology annotation, biological process: rRNA transcription. Gene Ontology annotation, cellular component: nucleosome. The record is from RefSeq and is a predicted model, not a curated record. Lineage: Eukaryota; Fungi; Ascomycota; Saccharomycetes; Saccharomycetales; Saccharomycetaceae. The transcript has a single exon. Gene Ontology annotation, molecular function: DNA binding; structural constituent of chromatin; protein heterodimerization activity. Bases 1 to 411 code for a protein of 136 amino acids.